Messenger RNA from Vollenhovia emeryi, 3572 nucleotides. RefSeq names its product heat shock protein DDB_G0288861-like. Bases 471 to 2627 code for a protein of 718 amino acids. The record is from RefSeq and is a predicted model, not a curated record. The transcript has 7 exons. Lineage: Eukaryota; Metazoa; Arthropoda; Insecta; Hymenoptera; Formicidae.
AUCUCGACGGACUGUACCGCGCGGCGGCAGUUGUAUUGACCGCGGGCCCGCGUGUCCCUCCCGCUGGGUGCCCCUCCGUCCCGCUGGACGGCGCGGAAGCGGUGAGCCGCGCGUCUCACAAGGCGGCGAGGAGGAAGAGGACGACCCGGCGCGGCGAGCGUCCCCGGGUGAGACAGGCAGGACCGACGGCGGGCCCCGAGGAUCGGCGCGGGCUCGGCUCUCCGGCGACGCUCUUGGGCGAUGACGAGUUUGAGUUAACCCCGCGUGAAUCGGAUCCUCCCAGGAUGCCCGCGCGCGGCCGCGGGACCGAGUUUUGAGAGGGAGAGAGAGAAAGAUUCGAAGACGACGAUCGGUGGUCGUCUCUCGUCACGUGAUUCGCGUUGUUUCGCGUACGUCACGCGUUCGCGUGCGAUUUAAAUCCCCGGCUCGGCACGUCGCGUCGCGUCUCGCCCCGAGGACGAGGCAGCAGGAUGGGCAAGACGAGAGGCGUCCACGAGACGACUCCCGAAUUGAGGAAUCGGAUGGUGGGGAUGUUCGAGGCAGGCCUGGGCCUGCGGGAGAUCGCCGCCGCGGUCACCUGCUCGCAACGCACGGUGAAGAGGUGGCUGAACAGAUUCGAGAAGGAGGGCACGGUGGAGACGCGGGAGCGCUGCGGACGCAAGAGAGCCACCACCAGCGAGCAAGACGAGGCGAUCGUACGUCUGGCCACGCAGACGCCCAUUACGGCGGCGAAGGCGGUGCUUCCCGCGCUAGGUCUCACCUGCUCCGUCGACACCGUGAGAGAGAGGCUGCACAAGGCUGGGAUUCACAACUGGAGCCCGUCGCGCAAAUACAUGCAGAGGAUUCCGCUGGGCGAUGCGGACGGUGCGGCGAUUCAGCAGGCGGUAUGGCGGCCGACCGGCACCCAGUUGGGCAAGAAGAAAAUUCCCAGGGACUCGGGCAGACCCGAGAAAGCUGGUGUCGCGGUUAAAAAGAAGAACCCUUCGAAAAAGGUCAGGUCUCGAGAGACAUACCCGGACGAUGGCGCACCGCUGGAAGCGCAGAGUCUGAAGCAGAAUCAGAGCUCCGAGCAGCAGCAGCAGCAACAACAACAGCAACAAGAAUUUGUGUUUUCUCAGCAAAAUCUUCCUCCACUGCCUUCCGCGCCUCAAGUCACCGAGAUGCAGCCUUCCACGCAAUCUGUAUCCACGAGUCAGACGGAGUUCGGUAACGCGUUGAGCCUGGUGCAGCAGCCGCAGCCCAUCUAUCAACAUCCGGGAUUGACCAUGGUACAAACUUGGCCGUUAGAUCUAGUGCAAGGCAGUCACCAUUAUCCACAGGGACAACCAAAUCCCAUACCUCACGAGCAUCCUCCGUCGCAGACGCAACUGCAGGAGCUGCACACGCAGCAGGAACAGCAGCAUCACGCGCAACAGCAGCACGUGCAGGUGCAUGUGCAGGCGCGAUUGCAGGAGCAGUCGCAUCAGCAGCAGAACACUCAGUCUCACCAUCACAAUCUCGAUCAGCAGCGACUGUCGGUGGAGCAUCAGAUUCAGCAGCAACAUCAGCGCCUGCAGUCUGGCAUACCUAGUCCCGAGCAGGCGAGCGUGAACGUAGGAUCGGAUAGCUCGAACACUUGUAGCUCUAACGAGAAUAGCCAGUCGUCUUGCGAGCCGCAACGACACAAGGAAUCGUCGCGGAAAGGCGGCGAGCGGUCGGGACGGCAGAAGAAAAAGAAGAAGGGCGGCAAGGCGAAGGGAACGUUGGAGACUAGCGUGGAGAUCAGAAAUCGCAUGAUUGGAAUGUCCGAGGCCGGACUGUCCACUCUGUCCAUCGCGCUGGCGAUCGAUAGAUCGGAACGUACUGUUAAAAGAUGGUUAGAACGUUGGCAUAAGGAAGGCAAUGUGCAAACGAAGGAACGAAAAGGUCGACGUCGAAUCACAACCAAGGAGCAGGACGAGGCCAUCGUCGCGAUGGCUACUCAGCACCCUCUCACCGCCGCUAAAUUUGUAGCACCUGCGCUAGGUCUUAAGUGCAGUGUGGAUACAAUUAGAGAGAGGCUUCACAAGGCUGGGAUACACAGCUGGAAGUUGGGCAAAAAGCAAGGCGAGGGCAACGCGGUGCACACAGUCCACCUGUGGCAGCCGAGCGGCAAUCGCCCCAACAAACCGAAAAUACCGGUCGAGAAGAAAAAGAAAAGUGGCGAUAAGAAACGUCAUCAUGUGACGAACAGCGGUCAAAAACGCGUCGCGCGGAAAAAGAAGAGCAGCGAACCGCCACCACCGAAAACGACUCCACCUCCGGCGAGCAUAAUACCGGAACAGCCCGCAAUAUCGUUUCAUAAUCCCGAGAGUAUGGCGAGUUACGUUCCAGGUCCUAAUAUGAUGCAACCGGUGCAUAAUAUCGCCGCGCCGCCUCCCGCACUGCCGCAACCACCUCCGCCACCACCGGCGCCGCAACCGAUGCCGCCGAUGGGCCCGUUAAUGCAGCAGAGACCGGACUGCAGAUUGGCACCGAUAGUUCCGCCCGUGUCGGGCCCGAGCAAUCCCGGCAUCGCCUAUGCGUCGUGCAUGGUCACCGGCAGUAAUCACGGGAGUCACAUGGAUCAAACGGACCCUCUAUACGAGCCGUACAUUUGGACUUUUUAAAUAAAAUCGGUACAAUUUGAACCGCACAUGUAGCGUUGAAAAUAGAAAAGUUCAAUUAUGUUUGAACUCCGCCGUUUGUUAAAGCUCCGCAAAAUUAGGUCUGAAUGGAAAGAACUCUACAAAUUGCAAAAUCUCUCGAUGAUGCAGAGAUUCCGUUAAUCGAUACGAUUAGGUAUUCUAACAUUGCGACUCUUGUGUACGAUUUUACUUAUCAUACGUUGCAAUAUUAGAACAUACGUCUGCAUAUGUGCGUGCAUGUGUAAGAAGAGAACUCGGUGAUUUUAUUGUUAAAUAUCUAUAUAUAAGAAAAAGUUAUUAAUUUGAUUAUUAUUAACUUUAAUGAGAGACUUUUACGGUACACAUACAGCGUUUAGACCAAUUUAAAUCAACAUGAAGACUAUAGUAUGUAAAUAGAAUCAUGUAGAGUAGCACAAAGAUGUACGUCACGUUUAUUUUGCUAUGUCUUGUCUCUUUAAAUAGCGUGCAGUCGUAUUAGGAAUCAUUGUAUAUUAAAAACUGACUUUUAUACAAUACGAUCAAACUUCAUUGAAUUAAGGUUUUAGCAUUUAUGUUGUAAAUAUUUUUAACAGCUAAAAGAAAACGAGAUCCGACUAUCAAGUGAAUUUUAGUGAAAGACACAAUAUCUGCCGAUUCGGCAUAUAAACUACUUAUUAUAGUAGCUACGUAGCAUAGAAAAUCCAUCAAGUUUCUUAACGAAUCCAGUGAUAGAUCUAUUUUCGAUAUAUAACUCCUAUUCGGUCCUUUCUUUGUGAGAGUUUUAUAUAUAUACAUCCGUAGAUGAUUUUAGAUAGUGUACAUUCUAUAUAUUUAAUUAUAUAUGAAUCUGCUUUAAAACUACAGUACAAAUUGGCAUGUUCCAAUUAGAAAAGUAUGUAGCGAACCAAUUUCAAACGAGCUGCCAAAAUACAUUCGAUCUGUAAACUG